This is a messenger RNA of Dermatophagoides pteronyssinus (European house dust mite), 578 nucleotides long. RefSeq lists its product as uncharacterized. The record is from RefSeq and is a predicted model, not a curated record. NCBI's taxonomy places the organism in Eukaryota, Metazoa, Arthropoda, Arachnida, Sarcoptiformes, Pyroglyphidae.
CAACAUUUGUUUAUACCGUACUAAUCAAUGAUAAAGUACAAUUACCAUGUGAUAUACAACCACCAACAAUGGAUGAUCAAAUUGUUUUGGUUCUUUGGUAUAAAGAUGAUGAGCUGGCACCAAUACUUACGUUGGAUGUUCGUAAAAAUCAAUUGGAUCCAGGUGCAGUUCAAGUUUCAGCAUCCAAUUUGAGAGGUCGUGCCUAUUUCAAUGUACAUGGUAGACCAGCACAUUUAUCAAUCGAUCCAGUUGCUGCAUCCGAUGAAGGUGAUUAUCGUUGUCGUGUUGAUUUUCGUAAAGCACGUACAAUUAAUACAGUGAUUUCAUUAAAAGUGAUAAUUCCACCACAAGUGCCAAAAAUUACCGAUCAAGAUGGAAAUUAUUUAACCGGUUUAGUUGGUCCAUAUAAUGAAGGUGAUGAAUUAACAUUAACUUGCCUUACAAAAGGUGGAAAACCACGACCAUCAUUAAUAUGGUGGCGAGAUUAUGCAAUCAUUGAUGAUUCAUUUGAAUUUGAUGAUCGUGACGGUAUGCAUUUUGUUAAUGAAUUUGAAAAAACAUCUUAACUAGAGAAUAAA